CAGUAUACAAGAUGGAUCAUCUCCCAGGUUGCUACCUGACCACAUUUAACAUGAGUGACAGAGAUAACUACAGAAGCAACGGCCAACAACAGUUAUCUGUUGAGGUAACACACACCUCCAAGCAGCGCUACUCAGUGACGGACACAAUCGUUAAUAGGGCGGUGCUGGGACCGCAGGCGGCCACCAUGUGCGCCGAAAGAGAUCUUUACAUGCUCCGACAACAAACAAAUUCCACGAACGACGGUCGGCUAGUUAAGAGAAAGAGUUCGUGGUCAGUUUCCGCCACCUUUUGUUGUUGCGGAUACUGCCUUCGGGUUACAGUUAGUAGCAACUAGCAGUAAUAAUAGUGAAAGAAGAGUUCUUUUGUGAAUUAAAAAAAACAACAACAACAGAGUUUCGAAUUUGAUAACGUUCCGUAAUAUAUAUGCACGUAGUCUAUAUCACGUGUUUUUUGACGCCACAUGUCAGCAGAAAUUUGAUGUUUUUUUCGGAUAAACUUCAGCCGGUGCUGCUUCCAGUAUGUCGUGUUUGCAUAAAUGUGAGAAAAACCUUUAAAUCUGAAUGCAGAACUUCAUACAGUGACUGCCAUUGAUCCAUGUUAUGUUAUAUAAUGUUCACGAUAGGUACUUAAGUCAUUUGUUUUAACAUUAUUAAAUGUUAUAUGCUUAAGCUACUUUUUGUGCACAACGUCAUUCAGGUAUGGGUGCUUAGUACAAGUUUAGAAUAGUAUGUCAGUGUUGGAGAAUAAUUGUUUAAGAUAUAUUUAUCUUUCGUUCUAAUCCUGUUCUAGAUUGUACAUGUGUUUUCUGUUUGUCUUUAUGUUAUGUGUAUAUACGCUGAUGAAUAAAAUAUGUUUAAACUAA
This is a messenger RNA of Mya arenaria, 863 nucleotides long. RefSeq lists its product as uncharacterized. Lineage: Eukaryota; Metazoa; Mollusca; Bivalvia; Myida; Myidae. The transcript has 3 exons. The coding region runs from base 12 to 335 and encodes 107 amino acids. The record is from RefSeq and is a predicted model, not a curated record.